This is a messenger RNA of Mesocricetus auratus (golden hamster), 909 nucleotides long. Its product is annotated as coiled-coil domain-containing protein 124. The record is from RefSeq and is a predicted model, not a curated record. Gene Ontology annotation, cellular component: nucleus. NCBI's taxonomy places the organism in Eukaryota, Metazoa, Chordata, Mammalia, Rodentia, Cricetidae. Gene Ontology annotation, biological process: transcription by RNA polymerase II. Bases 55 to 708 code for a protein of 217 amino acids. The transcript has a single exon. Gene Ontology annotation, molecular function: transcription coactivator activity.
AAAAAAACAAAACUUUAGGACCGGGCUGGUGCCGGGGGAAGAGCCUGCUGAGGGAUGCCCAAGAAGUUCCAGGGCGAGAACAGCAAGUCGGCAGCUGCCCGAGCGCGGAGGGCCGAGGCCAAGGCGGCAGCUGAUGCCAAGAAACAGAAGGAGCUGGAAGAUGCUUACUGGAAGGAUGACGACAAACACGUGAUGCGGAAGGAGCAACGCAAGGAGGAGAAGGAGAAGCGACGCCUGGAGCAGUUGGAGCGCAAGAAGGAGACGCAGCGCCUGCUGGAGGAGGAGGGCUCACGGCUCAAGGGUGGCAAGGCCCCUCGUGUGGCACCCCCCAAGGUCACGCGCGCGCAGAUUGAGGACUCCCUGCGCAGAGAGCAGCGUGCCGAGCCAGCGGAGAAGGCCAAGACCCACCUGGAGCUGCCGCUGGAGGAGAACCUGAACCGGCGCGUGCAGGAGGAGGGCAGCCUGGAAGCGCGCACUGUAGAGGAUGCCAUAGCCGUGCUCAGUGUGGCAGAGGACGCAGACCGGCACCCCGAGCGCCGUAUGCGCGCAGCCUUCACCGCGUUCGAGGAGGUACAGCUGCCGCGGCUGAAGCAGGAGAACCCCAACAUGCGGCUGUCGCAGCUGAAGCAGCUGCUGAAGAAAGAGUGGCUGCGCUCCCCCGACAACCCCAUGAACCAGCGCGUGUUGCCCUUCAACGCGCCCAAGUGAUGGAGGGAGCCCGAGUCCAGCCUGUCCAGCUCCAGCGUCCUCCCCCAGCCAGGCCGGCCUGGGGCCCUCCUGGCUGCACCAUCGGUCACCCUGGGCAAUCCAGAGGGUGCCCGCUCUGAGCGACACCCAGCCUCGGGCGCCCUAUGGAGCCCGGCUGAGCAGCUGCCCAAUAAAGGCUGUGGAGAGGCAAAAAAAAAAAAA